AUGAUCAACACGAAAGACCGUUGUAUUGUCAAUAAUUCUGACAGCAGCAGUUAUAUAUGCGACACACCGCAAAUGGUACAGAAUAAAUACAAUCUGGUUAUGGUGUAUCGCCGGAAUGGCAUGCAGAGUGAUUCUGCAAGGGUCGCUGGCUGCCACCAAUCCGCGGUCUCCAAAGUCCUAAUGGAUUCCGUUGAAGCUCUAAACGCGAACGCAGGCCAGCGAGCCUUCUUUCGGCGAUAUCGCCUGCUCGGUAUUGUGGGUGUCAUCGACGGCACUCAUUGCCGUAUUCAGAGGCUAACGGAGGCGGAGGAAGAUUAUGUGUGUAGGAAGGGGUACUACAGCGUCAAUGUUGGAAUAGUUGUAGAACACGACAUGAAAGUGGUCCGGUUCCGCCCACGAUUCGCGAGUGUUCAAAACCUCCGCGAUACGUGGGCAGCUUCAUACAAGGCAGCUGAGAGAAGUCCUAUUAGAAGACUCUGCCUACGCGUCGGAGACGUUCCUGCUCAAGUCGGUCAACAACCCACGAAGCGAGCAAGGUAUAGCAUGAGAGUUUCGUCCGUAAUCCAAUUUCAAUCACAUCCUUCAGAGCGCCGCUAUAACAGAACCGUCUGCUCGGCGCGCACUUGCGUCGAGCAGGCAUUUGGAGUCCUGAAGCGGCAGUUUCACAUUCUACAUGGGGAAUGCAGAUACUCUCCUGAGAAGGCUGCCCAGAUAGUUGUGGCUUGUUCCGUUUUUCGCAACGUAGCGAUAAAUACGAGGAAGCCGCCCGAUUAUGACCACUACCUCGGCGAAGACAGGCAGGAGGCGAGAUGCCGUCCGAACCGACAGACGAACCUCCUGAUCGAAGGGCCUACUCCUUUGUGCAGGAAGUAA
This is a messenger RNA of Cooperia oncophora, 873 nucleotides long. NCBI's taxonomy places the organism in Eukaryota, Metazoa, Nematoda, Chromadorea, Rhabditida, Trichostrongylidae. The record is from the annotation of a GenBank genome assembly.